This is a messenger RNA of Trichosurus vulpecula (common brushtail), 2854 nucleotides long. RefSeq names its product transmembrane protein 268 (gene TMEM268). NCBI's taxonomy places the organism in Eukaryota, Metazoa, Chordata, Mammalia, Diprotodontia, Phalangeridae. The coding region runs from base 365 to 1411 and encodes 348 amino acids. The transcript is spliced from 9 exons. The record is from RefSeq and is a predicted model, not a curated record.
GGAAUCGAAAGAGCAAGAGAUGGUGUUGGCAAUACUUUGGGGAGCACGCAGUGGAGUCACAUGCCCAGUGACUCGCAAGGUAACAGUAACCAGAGACCAGCUCUGGGCCGAUAGGAAGUCAGCUUUUCCUGCCGUGCUGGCGAGGUCGGCCGGGCACGCACGGGUUUGUACCUUCCGCCGGACGGGCCCUCGGUCUCUCUGCGGCGGCCUGCCCACCUCCUCCUCCUCCCGCCCCCAAGGAAACCCUCUGUCCAGCGCCGCGAGGGUUACUGCAGCGGCAGAUUCUAGGGCAGAGGAGGGCAGGCAGCUUCUUGUGAAGAUGGUGUAAAGUUUGAAGAGGAGUGUCCUGAGCUUUCUCUUCACCAUGGCCUAUGACCUUCCCCAGGACCCAGCUGGGGCACCUGGACCCUCCCUCACUUCCUUCUCUGAUUGGGGCACUCUUGUGCAGGAGGAUACUUCCUGCCUGGAGAGAAGAGCACUUACCAAUGGCCAGCUCCUUAUGGUCUUAAGUACUGACAGUACCUGUGAAGCUGCCUCCUUUAACAUAGAAGUCUCCCAGGAGAAACUGAAGACCUGGGGGAUCCAGGUGCCAACAGAGAAGUACAAGAGUUUAAUUGAGAAUGCCAUCUUAGAUCCCCAAGUGAGAAGAUUCAUGUUCUAUAACUCCAGGCCUUUCCAGUUGGCUAUUGCUGUGGUUUUCUACAUAGCAAUGUGGGCUAAUCUGUACUCCACCAGCCAGAUGUUUUCUUUGGGAAGACACUGGGCAGCUGUGGUUCUUGUGACCCUAGGCACUAUAUUAGCUACCCUCAUUCUCAUUCUCAUCUUUGACAGGCACCAAAGGAAGGCACACACGAAUACAGAUCUCCGUCUGGCAGCUGCCAACGAAACCCUGAUGCCAUACCACAUGCUCCUGGGGGUGACUGGCGAGGUGGAGGGCUGCCAGGCUGUACUGCAGCUUUGGUUUGUUUACUUCCACUUAGAGAGCUGUCUCCACUCAUUAUCGGACUGUAUCCGAGAACUGAAGGCCAAUCAAGAGUCAGUGCUAAGAGACUGCCUGAACCAGUUCCAAGUGGUCGUGGAAACAGUGGUGAGCCCUGCCCAGGAAGAGGGAGAAGAGAAUGAAAGGCUGGCUGAGGAAUCUCCUUUGCUGCCCAGUGGUGGGACGGAGCCCAGGAAAGGAGUGGUCACACAGAUGGUUCUUCAGCACCUCAUUCCAGAGGAUGCACCAGAGGUGAUGGCCCAGCAGAUGCUGGUAGUCUUUGGUGGAUUAUACAUCAGGCUCUUGGUGACCAAUCAGCUUCCUGAGACUACAGCAUCAAGGCACGCAGAGUCAUUGCAGAGCCCUUGCCCUUGCCAGUUCAUUGAGACUCACAUCCUAGGGGCUGGAUGUUGUUCCCCCUUGUCGAGGUGACGGCUGCAGAGGCCAGAGAGCUGGUCUAGAAUAAGGACUUGAUUCUAGAAUAAGAAUCUGCUGCCAAGCGAAGCCCAGCUGUAAGCAGCAGACCGGAGGGGCCAUUGACACCCUUGGACCGUGUGGCACAGCACCCUUGGGAAGGAGAAGUCGUCAGCCCAGAGAGCAUCCCUUGCACAUUCUCAAAGUCUGUUGAAACAGCUCUUCCAACUGUGAAAUUGAACACUGUGCUCCAAGCUUGCAGAUGUCUCUGUCGGGGUUGUGAAUGGGCCCAGCUUCAAAAUUCAUUCUUUGUUUAUUCCUAGGCACUAAAGCGAAGGGCUUUCCUCUGAAUUACACAGGCCCUCUCUGGGCAUCCUGGAAGUGGUCUGUGUGCCGAUAUUGCCUGUAGGAUUAGUACCCAAGCAUGGUAAAGUAGAAAGAGUUCUGGAUCUGGGAUCAGAGGACUUGAGUUCUCCCACUUAACUUCUUGUGGGACCUGGGAUAUAUCACUUAAUUUUCUACUCUGUAAAAUGAGAGGAUUGGGUUGGAUGAUCUUGGAAGUCUUUUCUAACUCUGAUCUUUGUGAGCUCCUCCUCAUUCUUGAAUUCAAGGCCCUCUGUAAGAAGGCUGUAAUCUGUUUUUAUAGCCUUAUCUCCCACUGCUACUCCCUUAAACACAGUGCAUUAGCCAAACUGGUCCUCAACAUAUGCCUUGCAUUCUUCUGAGUGGAUACCUUUGUUCAUGCCUUUCUCCCCAUUUGGAAAGCCUCCCUCCUCUUUUCCCCUCCCCUCCCUUUUCACUUUGCACUUUGACACCUAGCAAAAAUUCUACUCCUCUUUCGAGGUGAAGGGGAAAUUUUGCUUUUGGCUCAGAUGAGCUGAUUUCAGGUGGGCUUGACUUGAGCAAGUUCUAGGGACUUCCUUUGGAAUGAGAAGAUUAUGAAGGUUAGGUUUACUGGUUUUGGGGAAUGGGUAUGUAGGAGGAGAUUGAGUUUUCCCUUUGGUGUAGUGGGCAUAUAAUGGCCCAUCUUGCCUGCUAUUGUGGGGAAUCAAAUGAGGGCAUGGAUAAGCAAGUGCUCUGAACACUGUAAAGCACCAUUGGAGUUUUACCUGUGGGAUUCCUGUUGUCAUUUUUUGUUUUCCGUAGUCAGGACCAGAGAGGAAAUGUUUCCAGGGCAAUAGGGGAGGGGAUAUAUUCCCUGUCAGUCAGUAGGCUACACUGAGAACUUAUUCUGCUGACCUCAUCCUUGGGAUUUGUGUCAAAAACCCCCCACAGAAUUAUUCAUAAAGGUAGCAACAGCUGCAUUACUGAUGAGUAUAGAGUGCAGAGAAAAGAUCAGACACAGGUGUCACCCACAGAAAUUUAUAUUUCAUGCCUACUUUUGGGGACAAAAGACAUAUUAAAUGGUCAAAGGAUCAUUUUUCAAAUUGAAUUUCUCUAUUAAAAUCUCCUGUGAAACCA